Messenger RNA from Phyllostomus discolor (pale spear-nosed bat), 896 nucleotides. It is a transcript of the gene UCN2, whose product is annotated as urocortin 2. The record is from RefSeq and is a predicted model, not a curated record. NCBI's taxonomy places the organism in Eukaryota, Metazoa, Chordata, Mammalia, Chiroptera, Phyllostomidae. Gene Ontology annotation, molecular function: hormone activity; corticotropin-releasing hormone receptor 2 binding. Gene Ontology annotation, biological process: cellular response to nutrient levels; hormone-mediated signaling pathway; digestion. Gene Ontology annotation, cellular component: extracellular region.
CUGGCCGACUUCACCUCUCAGCCCCUUUCUCGUGGCUGGUCUCCCCUCUAUCGCUCUGCUUCCCCUCCAUCCCCGCCCCUGUCCCUGAGCCACAGCAGCCCCAGCCUCCGCCCUGAGCCUGUUUUCUCCUCGCAGCUGACCACGCGAUGACCGAGCGGGCUCUUCUGGUGCUGAUGGUCCUCACGCUGGGCAGGGUCCCGCUUGCCCAGGCGACCCCACUCCCAGCCUUCCAGCCCCCCGCUCAGAACUUUCCUCGGGCCACUCCCUGCCCUGUGGCCUCAAAGAGCCCCUCGGCCAGCACCACGGACCCACGCCACCACUAGGAGCCUCCCCAGCCCUGGCUCCCGCCCGGCCCCCGCAUCACCCUCUCCCUGGGUCCCCUGGGCCUGCAGCAGAUCCCGGAGCAGGCCCGGGCCCGAGCUUCGAGAGAGCAGGCAGCCGCCAAUGACCGCAUCCUGGCCCAUGUUGGCCGCGCUGAGCCUGGAGGCAGGGGCCACCUGGAGGGCAUGGCGGAGCUGGACGUGCUACUCUGGGCACGGUGCAACUGGACGCCGCCACACGGGGUCGCUGCCGUGUCACACCUGAGCGCCCCACGGAGCCGCAGUGCGUCUGGACGGCCGUGUCGGGUGGCUGCCGAGCGGAGCCGUGCCGCACCUGGGAGCCCCGCAGACUUACGGCGUGUCUGGUCACCGCACGGAAGGCUGCCGCCCAUGCAGCCUUGCUGUGUAUGGGGGCCCCGCGGUCACAGGGCAUUUGGGCCCACCCCGAGUGGCCACUAUCGCCCUCACCCACUCUCAGGAACCUCCAUGCAGGAGCCCACACUGACUCUGAGACCAGCCUACCCGAGACCAGACCCAGUGGUCAGCCUGUCCCCACAGGCCACCACACGGAAGUAG